Hydractinia symbiolongicarpus is the source of this 2934-nucleotide messenger RNA. Its product is annotated as metabotropic glutamate receptor 3-like. Gene Ontology annotation, cellular component: membrane. The transcript has 3 exons. The record is from RefSeq and is a predicted model, not a curated record. Gene Ontology annotation, molecular function: adenylate cyclase inhibiting G protein-coupled glutamate receptor activity. Gene Ontology annotation, biological process: regulation of synaptic transmission, glutamatergic; G protein-coupled glutamate receptor signaling pathway. Bases 101 to 2719 code for a protein of 872 amino acids. NCBI's taxonomy places the organism in Eukaryota, Metazoa, Cnidaria, Hydrozoa, Anthoathecata, Hydractiniidae.
AUUUUAAAAAGAAACAUUUGUUAUUUUCCAUAAUUCAGCAAAAGACAACAACUUUUUAUUUUAAAUUCAACUUUUACUACGUUCGGAGCAAGAUCUUGGAAUGCUUGUUGUGUGGUUGUUAGUAGCGACGUUUUCAUCGGCUUAUUGCAAGCCACAGUAUCUUCAAGGUAAUGGAACGUUUUACAUUGAUGUUUUCCUACCGAUGUUCGACGAAAAUUAUGACAUAAAUUAUUCAAAAGGUAUUAUGUCACUGGCUGCCGUGAGAUUUGGCAUAUUUGUAGUAAACAAACGUUAUGAACGUUAUAUGAACGGAUACAGGGUAGCCUUACGAAAAAUCUUCACUGUUACGGCAGAUAAACAGCAGUUAAUAGAAGAUUUAAAGGAUUCCCGUUUUGAAGCAGCCUUUGUCGUGGCGGUGUUGACACCAAACACAGCUGUUGCAGUUUCCGCAUUUGCCAGCUUGGUAGAUUUGCCUAUUUUGACGCACGAUGUAUCCAGCUAUAUGUUUGACUCGGCAUCAACUGGUUGUUCAAAAAUGCUUCGAACAAUGACGCCUUCCUACAAAUACCGUACGGCGUUUCUGCUCGAGUUAAUGAAGGACUUGGACUGGACUUACGCGAGCAUGAUUAGUUCUGAUGGUUAUGAUGGAAAUUUCGAUGCCUAUAGUUUCUCUCGCCAGUUGAAAAAAAAUCACAUUUUUCUGACUUCUUUCGUAGAAUUGAAGAUGCAAGCAGACCAAACGGAGGUUGAGGAAAAGUUAAUAAAAUUAUCGACAAUAUACAACCUAAAUCUGAUACUUUUAUUUACAAAUGACGAGGAUUCAAGGAAAGUGUUGGUUGCUUUACGAAAUUUAAAGAUGGAGAAGAAGUUCACUUUAGUGUUUGUUAAUGGAAAUCUCAAUUACGUUGAAGUGAUAAAGGGAUUAGAAGAUGUCGCUGUUGGUUCGAUUUCAUUGAAUUACGAACCAACUAUUUACCCUGAAUUUGAAAGUAUAAUGUUACUAAUGAACACCAGUUGGGUACCUGUGAAAGAGUUCCAUUUGUUUUGGGAACAGUUGUUUCACUGCAAGCUAAAUAGUACCAUCCUGGAAAAUGUUACAGCUCCUUAUAGAAAAAAGUACAACCAGUCGUGUAACCCGCAUAUGAAGCUUUCUCCUGGUAAAGGGUAUUUUCCCAAUUCUCCUGCACAAACAAUUAUCCAUGGCGUGGUGGCGGGUGGGUUAGCAGGGGCGCUUACCGUAAUGAAAGUUUGUCAUAAAUGUGUACCCUGUAAUAGUAGCGAUCCUGCGUGUAACUACACAGAGAGUAUUAAAGACUGUUUGCAUCCACCAAAUGCUACCCAUUGCCCAUUUGAAGCAAUUGAAACUAAAAAACGCUACAGAAGAUUAUUAUCUGAAUCUCUUUGUGAAAUAACCAUCAAUUCGUACUUUGCAAAGUUUUCAAAUCUACGCAACAAACAUCGAUUGGAAUUUGUGGCUAGAAAUUUUCAGCGAACAAAAAACAACGUUUAUGAAAACAAGAACGUUGGACAUUGGGCUAUACAUUUACCUGAUAGAGAUUCUGAACUGCAUCCUGAUGAAACUAUGCAGUUUGCGCACAAAAUAGUGUAUGAUUUGCGAAAGAACGAAAUUAUAUGGCGAACCAGUGCACGAGCUGUCUGUAGCGAAGAAUGUUCACCAGGCCACAUAACGCACUACAGAAUACACUUGAAAAGUUGUUGGGCUUGCGUUAAAUGCCCGAAGAACAACGUAGUGUUAAACAACACGUGCGUUGAGUGUAAAUUUGGUGAGGUUUCAAAUCAUACAACAGCUUCUUGCGUUGCCCUCCCAAUCAGGUACCUUGAAAUUGAUGUGGACAGAUACCCUAUGGUGAUGGUGAUCGUUUGUUUAUGUAUUGUUGGACUUCUUGGUGUUGUUCUCGUUGUGACAUUGUUUAUGAAGUUCAACCAGAAUCAUAUUGUUAGAGCUUCUGGUCGAGAUUUAAGUUAUUCCAUUCUGUUUGGGAUUAUUUUAAUGCUGUGCUGUCCGCUUGUCAUUUUGACGAAACCAGACUCCGUCAUUUGUGGAGCUCGAGAUGUAUUACCUAGUUUGUCUUGUUUACUCUGCUAUGCUGCAUUGAGUAUGAAGGUUGGGAGAAUCUACCGAAUUUUUAUCAGCGCAAAGAGCCAAAUUCAAAGGCCAAGAUUUAUAACUACAUCUUCACAACUGGUAAUUUUGCUCAUCUUUGUUACCAUGCAGUUAGCAACAUCAACAGCCUGGUUCAUCAAUGAUGUACCUGCAGCAAUAAAUGUGGUAUCCAAAGACGACACCUUUGUUUCAUGUCAUUGCCAGGGAGCUGAUAACCUUGCAAAGUUUUUUAUCAAUUUUUUACCAAGUGUUGUUUCUAUAGCUUUCUGCACCGUGUUGGCUUUCAAAACAAGAAAUUUUCCGAAGAAUUAUAACGAAGCAAAGUACAUUGGUAUUACGUUGUAUGUCACUUGUUGUUGUUGGUUGGCUUUCACCAUUCUCCUGAUUAUGUCCGGUGACGACGUGUUUUCGCUAGAGUACCGUUUGUCUCUUUUUUGUUUAUGUAACGGCUACAUAACCCUUCUCGGUUUAUUUGGUCAAAAGUUGUGGAUUUUGUUUCGACGAAAAACGCUUGAAGACCAUCACGAUUCGUUAAAAUCGCGUGCUAGAUCGUUUUCAUCCCCGUCACAUAAAGAUAUACCAGUGCCGACCUAAGCGUUGUUGUUGGUUCUUUUAAAACUGGGCACAUAAAACUUCCACAGCAAAAUGGAUCGUUCAAACGAUGGAGAGUUUUUUUAUUGAUGUGUUUUUGUUGUACAGAUGGUUCAUCAAUGAAGCACCUGUUUUUGAUGUACCUAUUUUUAGCUAUUCACAGUUAUGUUUUAUAUAUUAUGUGAUAGAACCUGUCUCCCAUUUACAUGAGACCCAAA